AGGCCACACUGGAAAGUCUCCAGUGCUACACAUCCUUGGACGCCGUGUGUUUCAACUGCCCUCUAUCGCCGAACACUGGCAACAAACCGGUUAAGGCUGUCUGCUGCUGGUGACCUGCUGACCUCGGAAUAUCUUUGUCCUUCCUCAAAUCAGCGUUAAACACAAUUUAAUCCAACUAUGGCAACGAGAAUCAGUUAUCUGUCGCGUCUAUGUCGCAGGGCAGCGGUUGCGAGGGAGCAUCUGCACGAGAUUGGUGUGCAGGAUUGGAACAGGGUCCUCCUCAUCGGUUGUGUCAGAAUGGCGUCGUCAUCCUCGCACAGAGUCGAGAGAGAUACAUUUGGGGAGCUUAAAGUACCUGCUGAUAAAUACUAUGGAGCACAGACUUUGCGUUCUGUCAUGAACUUUCCAAUUGGAGGUGAAACGGAGAGAAUGCCAAAACCUGUGAUUGUCGCUAUGGGGAUUUUGAAGAAGGCAGCAGCCAUUGUUAAUAAAGAGUACGGCCUGGACCCAAAGAUUGCAGAUGCGAUUGCGAAGGCGGCAGACGAAGUGAUCAGUGGGGAGUUGUAUGACCAACACUUCCCCCUUGUUAUAUGGCAAACAGGGUCUGGCACACAAAGUAACAUGAACACAAAUGAGGUGAUCAGCAACAGAGCCAUAGAGCUAUUAGGAGGUGUUCUUGGGUCGAAGAACCCUGUUCACCCAAAUGAUCACGUAAACAAGAGUCAGAGCUCCAACGAUACAUUCCCUACAGCAAUGCACAUUGCUGUCGCAACUGAAAUAAACAAGUCACUCAUUCCUGCCCUUGAGGUCCUGCACAAGGCUUUGGAUAACAAGGCAAAGGAGUUUGAGGACAUAAUAAAGAUAGGACGCACUCACCUGAUGGACGCUGUGCCUCUGACACUGGGACAGGAGUUCAGUGGAUACGUGACACAGUUGGCCAACUCGAUAGAUCGCGUCAAGGCGACACUGCCGAGGCUGUACCAGCUGGCUCUGGGAGGCACGGCAGUCGGAACUGGACUCAACACACGCAUCGGUUUUGCUGAGAAAUGUGCAGCGAAGAUCAGUGAGCUGACAUGUCUUCCAUUUGUGACAGCACCGAACAAGUUCGAAGCCUUGGCUGCGCAUGAUGCCUUGGUGGAGGUCUCGGGUGCUCUGAAUGUGGUUGCCUGUAGCAUUAUGAAGAUUGCAAACGACAUCAGGUUUCUGGCGUCAGGUCCGCGCUGCGGUCUUGGUGAAAUCAGCUUGCCAGAGAAUGAGCCUGGCAGCAGUAUUAUGCCGGGAAAGGUCAACCCCACUCAGUGUGAGGCAAUCACGAUGGUUGCAGCUCAGGUGAUGGGUAACCAUGUAGCAGUGACUGUGGGUGGCUCAAACGGCCACUUUGAGCUGAACGUAUUCAAGCCAAUGAUGGUUGCCAAUGUCCUGCGCUCCAUUCGGCUGCUGGCUGACUCUUCUUGUGCAUUUACAAACAACUGUGUUGUUGGCAUCAAAGCGAAUAAAGAAAGGAUUGCCAAACUGAUGAAUGAAUCUCUUAUGCUGGUCACCGCUCUCAAUCCUCAUAUUGGCUAUGAUAAGGCUGCCUUGAUAGCAAAGACUGCCCACAAAGAAGGCACAACCCUGAAGGAAGCUGCCUUGAAGCUGGGAUACCUCACAGAGGCAGACUUCGAGAGCUGGGUGAGGCCGCAAGACAUGUUGGGCCCGAAGUAAAAGGACCAUAAUAGCUGCAGCAUUAACCUGGUGCAAUUCCAUGUUGUGGGGAUACAAUUUAGCCUCAUGUAUUCAAGAACACAUUUUCUGAUAAUGUUGGAGAAACAUGAGCAUCAUCAGUUCAUAGGGACUUCUGCGACCGUAUCCAAAUGAAAAGCCACUCUGUUGUCCACUCAGUUUGUGCUAAAGCCUGUUACUUAAGGCAGUGAGGAGCAGGACAUUGUAUUCUGACCACAGAGUCACUUGCCACGAGCUGUCACCAUAUAUUAUUUUUCAAGUGUUUUCCUUGUGUUUGUCACUCAUUUUUAAUUAAAAAUUUGUAACUAAUUUUUAAUUAAAAAACAACUGUAGCUAAAGAUCUGUAUUGUUGUUGUGAUUGUGUAUGUUGGUUCUAUUGUACAGAGAUUUUUAAUAAAUGUGUUGUCUUUAAU
Messenger RNA from Schistocerca americana (American grasshopper), 2135 nucleotides. Its product is annotated as fumarate hydratase, mitochondrial-like. The transcript is spliced from 8 exons. Gene Ontology annotation, biological process: fumarate metabolic process; malate metabolic process; tricarboxylic acid cycle. The record is from RefSeq and is a predicted model, not a curated record. Bases 178 to 1704 code for a protein of 508 amino acids. Gene Ontology annotation, cellular component: mitochondrion; tricarboxylic acid cycle heteromeric enzyme complex. NCBI's taxonomy places the organism in Eukaryota, Metazoa, Arthropoda, Insecta, Orthoptera, Acrididae. Gene Ontology annotation, molecular function: fumarate hydratase activity.